This is a messenger RNA of Gadus morhua (Atlantic cod), 3246 nucleotides long. It is a transcript of the gene aifm1, whose product is annotated as apoptosis inducing factor mitochondrion associated 1. Lineage: Eukaryota; Metazoa; Chordata; Actinopteri; Gadiformes; Gadidae. Gene Ontology annotation, cellular component: cytoplasm; mitochondrion. The transcript has 18 exons. Gene Ontology annotation, molecular function: NAD(P)H oxidase H2O2-forming activity; FAD binding; protein dimerization activity. The record is from RefSeq and is a predicted model, not a curated record. Gene Ontology annotation, biological process: mitochondrial respiratory chain complex assembly; apoptotic process. The coding region runs from base 194 to 2728 and encodes 844 amino acids.
AGUGGCGAGCCGAGUCUCCGGGAUUUUACCCAUCAUGCACCUCUGUCCAGUGUGACCUGUCUCUGGCCUUGACGUCUGCAAAUCUGCAACCCGCAACCCGAAACUUCUCCUCCUCCAGCGGACUAAAGUGUCCCGGUUCUGGCGUUAAACCCGAGUCGCUUGCGGAACCUCAACCCGGAGAACCCGGAGAACCAUGCUGAAAUGUAGGAGUGUGUGGAACAAGCUGGCGCCCCUCGGGAGGUCGUCAGCGGCGGCGGCGUGCCGGCGACCUGCGGCGGGCAGGACGGGUCUGCAGCAGGGGGGCGGGGCCUGUGGGGUCCCGGCGGCGGCCAUGUCUACGGGCGGAGCAGGGGGGGCCGGCGGGGGCGGCGGGCAGAACAUGAUGUACUUCCUGCUGGUGGGAGCCACUGCCAUCGGGGGCGGAGUCUAUACGUACCGGACAGUGCGAGGGGACAGAGAGCGAUACGACGAGCGCAUCACAGAGAUCACCUCCAGACCAACCAAGUCGCAGCAGACGUCGUACAUCCAGAGCCCAGAGCCCGAUUCAGUAGCUGCAGCACCAGAGACGGAGGCCCUCGCACCGGCCCCCCAGGAGGAGAGCCCAGCCCCGGUAGAGGAGACCCCGGCCCCGAUAGAGGAGACCCCAGCCCCAGUAGAGGAGACCCCGGCAGUAGAGGAGACCCCAGUAGUAGAGGAGACCCCAGUAGUAGAGGAGACCCCCGCGGAGGAGCCGUCCGCCCCCAGCUCCAGUGAAGACAGCCCAGGUAAAAGUGGACCGGAACCAGCUGGAGAACCUGCUGCUCUAGAACCUGAUGUAGUAGAACCUGCUGCUUCUCUAGAACCCGCUGCUGCAGAACCUGCCGCUGCUCUAGAACCUGCUGCCGCUGCUCUAGAACCUGCUGCCGCUGCUCUAGAACCUGCCGCAGUAGAAGCAGAAGCUGUAGAACCAGAAGCUGUUGAACCAGCAGCUGUAGAAUCUGUUGCAGUAGAACCUGCCGCAGUAGAACCUGCCGCAGUAGAACCUGCAGCUGCGGUAGAACCUGCCGCGGUAGAACCUGCUGCAGUAGAAGUAGCAGCUGUAGAAGCUGUUGCAGUAGAAGCUGUUGCAGUAGAAGUAGCAGCUGUAGAACCUGCUGCUGUAGAACCUGCUGCUGUAGAACCUGCUGCUGUAGAAGCUGCUGCUGUAGAACCAGUUGCAGUAGAAGCAGCCGCUGUCGGAGCGGACCCCAUCGCCCCAGCAGAGAGUGCGGAACCCGCAGCCAGCCUACCUGUGGUGCCAGGCCACGCCCCCUACCUUCUGAUUGGAGGGGGCACCGCGUCUUUUGCCGCCGCCCGCUCCAUCCGCGCCCGCGACCCUGGUGCCAAGGUGCUGAUCGUGACGGACGAGCCGGACCUGCCCUACAUGAGGCCCCCGCUCUCCAAAGAGCUGUGGUUCUCUGACGACCCCACGGUCACCGACACGCUGCGCUUCAAACAGUGGAACGGGAAGGAGAGGAGCAUCUACUUCCAGCCGCCGUCGUUCUACAUCAGCCCUGAGGAGCUGGCCGUGGCCCCCAACGGAGGCGUGGCCGUGCUCACGGGCAGGAAGGUGGUGCACAUGGACGUGAGGGGGAACAAAGUGCAGCUGGACGAUAACACGGAGAUUUCCUACGAUAAGUGUCUAAUCGCUACAGGCGGAGUCCCCAGGAACAUGCAGGUGAUAGAGCGGGCCGGGGAGGAGGUGAUGAACCGGACCACUCUGUUCCGCAAGGUGGAGGACUUCAAGGUGCUGGACAUGGUCUCCAGGAGUGUGAAGUCCAUCACCAUCGUGGGCGGAGGCUUCCUGGGCAGUGAGCUGGCCUGCGCCCUGGGCAGGAGAUCUGCUGACUCAGACCUGGAGGUGGUGCAGAUCUUCCCGGAGAAGGGGAACAUGGGGAAGGUCCUCCCGGAGUACCUCAGCAACUGGACCACUGAGAAGGUCAAGAAAGAGGGGGUGAAGGUGAUGCCCGAGGCCCUGGUGAAGUCCGUCAGCUUCAAGGACGAGCAGGUCCACAUCCACCUGAAGGACGGCCGCGUGGUGAUCACGGACCACCUGGUGGCGGCGGUGGGUCUGGAGCCCAGCGUGGACCUGGCCAAGUCGGCCGGUCUGGAGGUGGACGCCGACUUCGGGGGGUACCGGGUCAACGCGGAGCUGCAGGCGCGCUCCAACAUCUGGGUGGCCGGCGAUGCAGCCUGCUUCUACGACAUCCGGCUGGGCCGCCGGCGGGUGGAGCACCACGACCACGCGGUGGUUAGCGGCCGGCUGGCCGGGGAGAACAUGACCGGGGCCAACAAGCCGUACUGGCACCAGUCCAUGUUCUGGAGUGACCUGGGCCCGGAUGUGGGCUACGAGGCCAUCGGCAUCGUGGACAGCAGCCUCCCCACCGUGGGGGUCUUCGCCAAGGCGACCGCCAAGGACACACCCCGCGCCGCCACCGAGAAGUCCGGGACGGGGAUCCGGUCGGAGAGUGAGACGGAGGAGGUGGCCCAGAGCCCCGUGGCCUCCACGACGCCCGCCCCGCCAAGCCUGCCCCAGAAGGACGACUACGGCAAGGGGGUGAUCUUCUACCUGCGGGACAAGGUGGUGGUCGGGAUCAUCCUGUGGAACGUCUUCAACAGGAUGCCCAUCGCACGCAAGAUCAUCAAAGACGGGGAGGAACACGCAGAUCUGAACGAAGUGGCCAAACUCUUCAACAUCCACGAGGAUUAGAGUGUGUGUGUGUGUGUGCUAGGAGUGUGUGUGUGUUGAGCGCAGAGCUAAUGGCGUGUGAAGGCUGUCGCGGCCAAUAAUCGUUCGGAAGUGUGACGACCGCGCUGGGAGAACCCCACUGCUGAACCUCUGCACUGCAUCUCAUUUCCUGUCGUCACUGCAGCUCACUUCCUGUCCCUGGGAGAACGCACACGGGCGUGAUUCUGUAAUUAAGACGAGCGUUUGGCACUUUUCACGUUCUGAGUGUGUGUUUGAACAAUCAGUUUGAUCCGUCUCAUUAGGCCACGCCCACAAGGUGAAUGCAUCGUCCUCGUCGGGAAAAUGUGAUUCAAGUAUAAUUGUCUCUCUCUCUCUCGCUCCAUCUAUUGGUCUCUCUCCCUCUGUCUGUCUCCGUCUCCUCCCUGUCUCUCCGUCUCCUCCCCCAUCGCUCGAUCAAGGAUUGUAUCCUCAGUGUGUGUAAAGGAGUUGAAAAAAAGAAGAGAUGAAAUCUGCAAUAAAAAAAUAUUUUUAAAGUGAAA